Telopea speciosissima is the source of this 2615-nucleotide messenger RNA. Its product is annotated as chloride channel protein CLC-c-like. Gene Ontology annotation, molecular function: voltage-gated chloride channel activity. Lineage: Eukaryota; Viridiplantae; Streptophyta; Magnoliopsida; Proteales; Proteaceae. Gene Ontology annotation, biological process: chloride transport; transmembrane transport. Bases 58 to 2397 code for a protein of 779 amino acids. The transcript has 7 exons. Gene Ontology annotation, cellular component: intracellular membrane-bounded organelle; plant-type vacuole membrane. The record is from RefSeq and is a predicted model, not a curated record.
GAAGUUGUGAAGCAGGAGAAAGAAAUUGCAGAACUACAGAGAUUAUAAAGUGCAGAGAUGGAUAAAGGAGACUUGAAUGACAUAAAAUGCGAAGCACUGCCUGUGGAUGGGAGGGAGUUGGAGAGGAACUGUUUGGACAUGUCUGAGAAAGACGCUAUGAUCAAGGAGCCACUCCUUAGGAAGAGGAUGAACACCACUUCCCAGAUUGCCAUUGUUGGUGCUAAUGUCUGCCCGAUUGAGAGCCUUGAUUACGAGGUCAUUGAGAAUGAUCUAUUCAAGCAGGAUUGGAGGUCAAGGAAAAAGGUUCAGAUAUUUCAAUACAUUGUUCUCAAGUGGACUCUUGCGCUUCUUAUAGGGUUAAGUACAGGACUUAUUGGCUGCUUUAACAACCUUGCGGUCGAGAAUAUAACCGGUUUCAAAUUGCUUCUCACUAGCAAUCUCCUGCUUCAAGAGAAGUACAUUAAGUCAUUUUUAGCAUAUGCUGGUUGCAAUGUUGUUUUGGCGGCUUCUGCUGCAGCCCUUUGUGCAUACAUAGCCCCUGCAGCAGCAGGGUCUGGCAUACCAGAAGUGAAAGCUUAUCUUAAUGGUGUGGAUGCUUAUUCUAUUUUGGCUCCAAGUACUCUCUUUGUAAAGAUUUUUGGUUCCAUUUUUGGAGUCUCUGCUGGAUUUGUUGUUGGUAAGGAGGGACCUAUGGUACACACAGGAGCUUGCAUAGCCUCCUUACUUGGGCAGGGAGGGUCUCGCAAGUAUCACUUGACCUGGAGAGGACUCCGAUACUUUAAAAACGACCGGGACCGGAGGGACUUGAUCACUUGUGGUGCUGCUGCUGGAGUUGCUGCUGCUUUCCGUGCCCCAGUUGGUGGAGUCCUAUUUGCUCUUGAAGAAGUAGCUUCAUGGUGGAGGAGUGCCCUUCUUUGGAGAACAUUUUUCACUACAGCUGUAGUGGCUGUGGUCUUGAGAGGUUUUAUACAAUAUUGCCAGAAUGGAAAUUGUGGCCUCUUUGGGCAAGGAGGACUGAUCAUGUUUGAUGUUAGUUCAGCCAUGACCACAUAUAGCACCCCAGACCUAUUGGCAGUAAUAGUCCUUGGAAUUAUUGGGGGGGUUUUCGGAAGCCUCUACAACUAUCUUGUGGACAAGGUCUUGCGUAUUUACAGCAUCAUCAACGAGAGAGGUGCGCCAUUUAAAGUGGUCCUUGUCAUCACCAUCUCCCUCUUGACCUCAUGCUGUUCAUACGGCCUUCCAUGGUUGGCAAGGUGCACACCCUGCCCUGUUGGCUUGGAAGAGCCGUGCCCCACCAUAGGUCGUUCUGGAAACUUCAAGAACUUCCAGUGCCCUGUAGGCCACUACAAUGACCUUGCAUCCCUCUUCCUCAACACCAAUGAUGAUGCAAUCCGCAACCUAUAUAGCUCUGGCACUGAGAAUGAAUUUCACAUAUCCAGCCUAUUCAUUUUCUUUGCUGCUGUUUACUGCCUUGGCAUUAUCACUUACGGCAUUGCAGUCCCAUCUGGACUCUUCAUCCCAGUCAUACUUGCUGGAGCCUCCUAUGGACGCCUGGUUGGUCACCUACUUGGGUCCAUCUCUGACCUUGACGUUGGUCUUUUUGCUCUUCUUGGAGCUGCGUCCUUCCUUGGUGGAACAAUGAGGAUGACAGUGUCCCUUUGUGUCAUACUGCUUGAGCUCACCAAUGAUCUCCUAAUGCUUCCCCUGAUUAUGCUAGUUCUACUAAUCUCGAAAACUGUAGCAGAUUGCUUCAACAAGGGCGUCUAUGAUCAAAUAGUGAAAAUGAAGGGCUUUCCUUUCAUGGAAGCCCAUGCAGAACCUUACAUGAGGCAUUUAGUUGCUCGGGAUGUUGUGUCUGGCCCACUUAUCACUUUUGCUGGUGUGGAGAAGGUGGGAAACAUUUUCCACAUUUUGAAAUGGAAAGGACACAAUGGAUUCCCAGUGAUUGAUGAGCCCCCCUUCUCAAAUGCACCGGAAUUGGUUGGCAUUGUGCUGAGGUCCCAUUUGCUUGUAUUACUCAAGGGGAAAAAGUUCUCACGAGAGAGGGUGUUGACUGGAGAUGAGAUAUCACGGAGGUUUGAUGCAUAUGAUUUUGCCAAGGCAGGAUCAGGGAGGGGGUUAAAGCUUGAGGACCUGGACAUUACGGAGGAAGAGAUGGAGAUGUAUGUUGAUCUACAUCCUAUUACUAAUGCAUCUCCAUACACAGUUGUGGAGACAAUGUCUCUAGCCAAAGCUGCACUUCUCUUUAGGGAGCUUGGCCUUAGGCAUUUGUGUGUAGUACCAAAGACCCCAGGGAGACCACCAAUUGCUGGAAUCCUAACGCGGCAUGAUUUUAUGCCAGAACAUGUAUUAAGGCUCUACCCUCACUUUAGACCCACUAGAAGGGAAAGUAAGUAACUUGGAGGUUUUAUUGUGUGGUAUUAUUAUUAUUAUAGUGACCCCACAAUAAUUAUUGUCAUUGUUAUUAUCAGUGAUACAUAUUAUUUUGUUUUUAGAAAGUCCUGAGCUUUUUAGAGUGGAGAACAAUUUUAAUCAAGUUCGGUCAAUGAGAUUUAACAUGUUUAGAGAGCAAUUUGUAUGAACUUCAUUUUGUUACAUAUGUAAAGACUUCCCCC